Molecule: messenger RNA, 22393 nt
Organism: Coregonus sp. 'balchen'
Lineage: Eukaryota; Metazoa; Chordata; Actinopteri; Salmoniformes; Salmonidae
Source: the annotation of a GenBank genome assembly
AUGGGGGUAGCACUGACCAGAGCAGCGCAAUGGACCACAGCAAGUUCUGGGACUGGAAAACUGGAGAUCACCCCAGUCAACGAGUCUCUGCUGAAAGAGAUCCUGGAGUUUGUGGAACAGUUCAGCUCCAGACACCCUCAGGAGGCUAAGCAUGUGUUCAAGGAGCCGCUCCAGUGGACUACCUCUUUGGAGGCUUCUGAUUUCAAAACAGAGUAUGACAUAAGGUAAUCACGAGGCACGCUGUGCUGUGUGCUUGGUGUAAUGUUACUGACUGGGGAUGUUGUCAUGGAGUCUAAACGUAUUUUGAGCCCUACAGCAGGACUCAUAUUUAUGUUCUUGAAUUUAUUUGUUUUCUGUUCAACUUCAGUAGGACAGGAAACAUCUAGACUACUUCAUCAGAAAGUCUGUUAUUUUUUCCCUGGCUGUCUGCAUGUGAUUAGUUGUUAUUCUACAGUUGGGAAAUGGUAACCCUUGGCGAAAAACCCCAUGAUUUCACAUCUGAAAUUCCACAUGUGAAAUCAUGUGAAACAAUGUGUUUUUGGAACACUUCACAUGUGAUGAUAUUUCACAUGAAGUUUCACAUGUGGGUUUUCACGUGACGAUAUAACCUUCCAAAUGCGGAUUCAUCUUUUUUUCACGGGAUUUCACAGGUGAUGCCCUGCAAACAAAAAUUAGUCGUUAGGAUACACACACAAACAGUACUUUUAACAUAGUGUUUUCAACUUACAUACAGUGGGGGAAAAAAGUAUUUAGUCAGCCACCAAUUGUGCAAGUUCUCCCACUUAAAAAGAUGAGAGAGGCCUGUAAUUUUCAUCAUAGGUACACGUCAACUAUGACAGACAAAAUGAGGAAAAAAAAUCCAGAAAAUCACAUUGUAGGAUUUUUAAUGAAUUUAUUUGCAAAUUAUGGUGGAAAAUAAGUAUUUGGUCAAUAACAAAAGUUUCUCAAUACUUUGUUAUAUACCCUUUGUUGGCAAUGACACAGGUCAAACGUUUUCUGUAAGUCUUCACAAGGUUUUCACACACUGUUGCUGGUAUUUUGGCCCAUUCCUCCAUGCAGAUCUCCUCUAGAGCAGUGAUGUUUUGGGGCUGUCGCUGGGCAACACGGACUUUCAACUCCCUCCAAAGAUUUUCUAUGGGGUUGAGAUCUGGAGACUGGCUAGGCCACUCCAGGACCUUGAAAUGCUUCGGCGUAGUGUGUUACUAAUGGUAGGCUUUGUUACUUUGGUCCCAGCUCUCUGCAGGUAAUUCACUAGGUCCCCCCGUGUGGUUCUGGGAUUUUUGCUCACCGUUCUUGUGAUCAUUUUUACCCCACGGGGUGAGAUCUUGCGUGGAGCCCCAGAUCGAGGGAGAUUAUCAGUGGUCUUGUAUGUCUUCCAUUUCCUAAUAAUUGCUUCCACAGUUGAUUUCUUCAAACCAAGCUGCUUACCUAUUGCAGAUUCAGUCUUCCCAGCUUGGUUCAGGUCUACAAUUUUGUUUCUGGUGUCCUUUGACAGCUCUUUGGUCUUGGCCAUAGUGGAGUUUGGAGUGUGACUGUUUGAGGUUGUGGACAGGUGUAUUUUAUACUGAUAACAAGUUCAAACAGGUGCCAUUAAUACAGGUAACGAGUGGAGGACAGAGGAGCCUCUUAAAGAAGAAGUUACAGGUCUGUGAGAGCCAGAAAUCUUGCUUGUUUGUAGGUGACCAAAUACUUAUUUUCCACCAUAAUUUGCAAAUAAAUUCAUAAAAAAUCCUACAAUGUGAUUUUCUGGGUAUUUUUUUCUCAGUUUGUCUGUCAUAGUUGACGUGUACCUAUGAUGAAAAUUACAGGCCUCUCUCAUCUUUUUAAGUGGGAGAACUUGCACAAUUGGUGGCUGACUAAAUACUUUUUUCCCCCACUGUAUUUGAAACACUUUGACAUACAUUAUUCAAUUGUGUAUGUUUAUUUAUACAGUAAUUGUUAUUCAACAUGUUCUCACCUGGGAUUUAAACUCACAACCUCUUGGUUCACUGCAUUCCGAUCUUCCUGCCACCAUGCCUGUGUCAGUGACUGAUUUCACCUGUAUUCCUACACUUCAGACUUAAGUAAAGUAAAUCUCUGCUUAAAAAUAAACUCAAGAAAAAAUGUAUGUGAAAAUCGCAUUUGAGCUGAAAUUUUCACAUGUAAAAAAAAAAGAAAGAAAAAAGAAGACGACAGGUCAGUUGUUCACAUGUGAAACCAGAUGUUCACAUGUAUAACAUUUUGAGUUCACAUGUUAACACCACCUUUUCACAUGAGGAGAAUACCAUGUUUUCACCUCACAUGUGAAUUGCAGGUUCACGUGAAAUUUGCAGUUUCAUGUGGACAAAACCGUUCACUUGAAAAUCAAAUUUUCACUGUCGUAAAAAACGCUCACAUGUGGAAUUGCAUUUUGUUCAAAUUUUGCAUCCCAAUGUUGUCACAUUUAUUUCACAUGCGAUCAUGUUUUCACAUGUGUAGUUUCUUGUUAUCACACACAGCACAUUUUCCAGUGUUAAAUCAACACUGAGUGUUAAAUUGAACACUGGUCCAGCGUCUAUAUGGAUCCACACUUUUCAGUGUUAAAUUAACACACUGCGUCUUGUAAAGCGUUAUUUCCACAUUUCCCAGAGUGCCUUUUGAGUGAAUUUCCACCAAUGACUGUAGGUUAUUUAUUAGUGACAGAGACAUGGUUGUUGCAUUCAUCCAUUUUCAGUCUUGUGGCCUUAACCAAGUGAGAUCCUAAGCAAAUAUGUUAUCAUUAAAAUUAAAUUGUUUAAGACAAUACAACACAUAUUUCAUAAGGCCUUAUUUUGAGGGCCUAGAUUUACCCUAAUACAGCAGCCUGAAACUCAUAGUUUACAGGCCAUAUCUGGAAAGGAAAAGCAGCCAACAAGGAAAAGCAGCCAACAAGUGCUCAGCAUAUGUGGGAACUCCUUCAAGACUGUUGGAAAAGCAUUCCAGGUUGAGAGAAUGAGUGUGCAAAGCUGUCAUCAAGGCAAAGGGUGGCUAUUUGAAGAAUCUCAAAUAUAAAAUAUAUUUUGAUUUGUUUAGCACUUUUUAGGUUACUACAUGAUUCCAUAUGUGUUAUUUCAUAGUUUUGAUGUCUUCACUAUUAUUCUACAAUGUAGAAAAUAGUAAAAAAUAAAAUAAAAACCCUUGAAUUAGUAGGUGUUCUAAAACUUUUGACCGGUAAGGAAUAUAUUUCUGAUUUAAGCUUUAUUUUAACAGGGAAGACAUAUUGAGACUUAAGUCUCUUUUUCAAAUGCAUCAACAUACAAUGCAUUCGGAAAGUAUUCAGACCCCUUGACUUUUUCCACAUUUUGUUACGUUAGUCUUAUUCUAAAAUGGAUUAAAUUAAUAUUUUUCCUCAUCAAGCUACACACAAUACCCCAUAAUGACAAAGCGAAAACAGGUAUCAAUUUAUUUUGUUAUUUGUAAACUCAGGUUCCCUUUAUCUAAUAUUAGGUUUUGGUUGAAGAUCACUCAGUAUAAAAAAAUAUGCAAAAUCAGAAAGGGGGCAAAUACUUUUUCACAGCGCUGUAGAUGAAGUUUACAAUUUUAAACAGAUUGAUUAAUGGUGUUUAUAUAAAUAGUGAAGAGAGCAGGUCCCAAAAUCGACCCCUGUGGUACACCUUUAUGUAUAUCAAGAAAUGCAGACUUAACCCCAUCAAUCACGAUGGCCUGAGUUCUGUCACUAAGAUAAUCAUUAAACCAUGAACAGGCGUCAUAUCUCAGGCCUAUCGAGGACAACUUAUUCAAUAAAAUGUCAACAGUAUCAAAAGUUUUUGACAGGUCCACAAACAAAGCAGCACAUUUCAUUUUAGUGUCUAAAGCAUUAACAAGAUCAUUAACAACUAAAGUGGUUGCUGUAAUAGUGCUAUGCCCAGGCCUAAACCCUGAUUGGUUUACAUUCAAAAUACAUAAAGUUGUACAUUUACUAAGGAUUCAAAAAUCUUAGCUAGACAAGGUAUCACUACUAUCCCUGCCCUUAUGGAGUGGCAGCUCAAGAGCUGAUUUCCAUACUUUUGGAAUAUUUCCUGAUAACAAUUUUAAAUAAAAAGUGUGGGUUAUUAAUGAUGGGCGCUGCACACUUAAGCCCCUGUGGAUUUAUUGUUGUUUAUUGCUUGCAAAGCAUCCAGGACUUAUUUUUCUGUUAGUAGCUUAAAAUAUAAUAUUUGACUAUCAUUUCUCUGAUCAUUCAGCAGGUUCCCCUUAUCAGUAUCCAGCCGAAUAUCAUUGUGAAAUGGCUUAGAAGUUCUUUCAAAGAGAUAACCCGCUGAAAUAAACUGGGGAUUAAAUGCAUCAGUGAUGGCAUUUUUUUCCAUAAUGAGGCCAGUGUCUGAAUUAAUUUGUUGUGGCAAGAGAGGAGGAAGUAGAACCUUUUAGGGAUUUGACAGUUUUCCAGAAUUUAGCUGGGUUCCUAUUACAAUCUGAGGGGUUACAUAAUAAUCAGAUUUAGCCCUUCUGAUUUGUCUUACACAAUGAUUCCUCAGUUGCUUAAAAGCUUGCCAGUCCGGGCCUAAGCCUGUGUUCCUGGCCUUGACCCAAACAUCAUUUAUUUUAUGAAUUACUUCUGAUAAUUCUGGAGUGUACCAGGCAUUCGAUCUACCUUUAAGCCUUAAUUUCUUUAAGGGAGCAUGAUUAUCCACAAUGUUAUUGAAGACAUCUGAAAAAAGGCUCAACACUAAAUCAGGUUCAGGGAUAGCUGAAAUACAAUCAAGGUCACUAAAAUAAAGAUCAUGUAAAUAAAAAAAUAAAAAAACCUGUUCACUGAAGUUUUUAAAUUUCCUCAUUGUGAUGACACAAGGCUUAGAUUUGAGUAUUUUCACAUCUCUAACACAAACUGGGCAAUGGUCACUAAUAUCUUAGGGCAAAGACACCAAUAGAAACAUAUUUCUCUGGUGUAUUCAUUAAAUUAUGAUCAAUCAGAGUUGACUUUGAAGGAUCUUUAGGGUUGUGCCGUGUAGGCUUAGUCACCAGCUGGGUUAGGUUUAGAUCAUUACACAUGUCUUUCAGAUUGUCCAAAGCCUGCAUUUCCCAAUCAUAAUUUACGUUACCAAGGAUAAUAACUUCUGAUUUAGUAAAAGAAGACAACAAACUAGUUAACAUCUCGAGUGCACAAAGGUCAGCCUUAGUUAUGGAUACAUUUUUCCCCAGACAAAGGCUUAAAGAUAGUAGCUCAUUAUUAUGGUCUUUUCUUUUGGCAAGAGACAUGGAUUUCAGUAAAGAGGCAGAACAUAUUUUUUAUAAAAAUCGCCACUCCACCCUGUCUGUCAGCUCUGAACACAUUAUAACACUCAAUAUUAUUUAUUUUUAUUUUUUAUCUAUGAGACUACCUUAAACAUCGAAACUGGAACAACCAUUUCAGUAAUGGAUGCAAUAAGUCCAAGUAACUGAUUGGAUUAGUUUAGAAAAAUGUAUGUUAUUUCUAUUUGAGUAGCAUAAUAUUAAUUAAUCAAUCAAUGUACAUGCAAAAAUAUAUAAAUUGAAACAAAUAAUUAUAAAACUCUGGUUUUUGUUUAACACUUCUUAUUACCACUAACACAGUGGUUCUUUUACACCAAUGAGUAUUAAUUUAACACUUACAGAGUUAACACCUGAGUCAACACUAGAAAUGUUACACUGAAAAAUCAACACUAGGUAAAACUGGCCAAUUUUCUGUGCAUGUUUCUUUUACAUGUUGUCACAUGUUAUCACAUUAACUUAAUCUAAGAUCACAUGUGAUCACAUGCAAUCACAUGAGAUCACGUGAUGACAUGUGGAACACAUGUUAUCACAUGUGAAAUGAAUGUGCUUUUUCUGUAAAGGAAACCACACAAGUGCAUUUACUGUAGAUUUCACUGAUAACAAAAGUGCGCAUUUCUUAACGCUGAGAACAUUCCCUUUUCCUUCCAAAAAGCAUAUUAAUGACAUUAGCAUAGACACAGAAUGGAAAAAGUAGCUAGGCCUAGAUAGAGAAGGAAAACGGUGUGCUUGUUGCCAGUUUAUGCUUAAAAAUACAGUAUCAGUCAAAAGUUUGGACACACCUACUCAUUCAAGGGUUUUUUCUUUAUUUUUACUAUUUUCUACAUUUUAGAAUAAUAGUGAAGACAUCAAAACUAUGAAAUAACACAUAUGGAAUCAUGUAGUAACCAAAAAGGUGUUAAACAAAUCAAAAUAUAUUUUAUAUUUGAGAUUAUUCAAAAAGCCACCCUUUGCCUUGAUGACAUCUUUGCACACUCUUUGCAUUCUCUCAACCAGCUUCACCUGGAAAGCUUUUCCAACAGUCUUGAAGGAGUUCCCACAUAUGCUGAGCACUUGUUGGCUGCUUUUCCUUCACUCUGCGGUCCGACUCAUCCCAAACCAUCCCAAUUGGGUUUUGGUCGGGUGAUUGUGGAGGCCAGGUCAUCUGAUGCAGCACUCCAUCACUCUCCUUCUUGGUCAAAUAGCCCUUACACAGCCUGGAGGUGUGUUGGGUCAUUGUCCUGUUGAAAACAAAUGAUAGUCCCACUAAGCCCAAACCAGAUGGGAUGGCGUAUCGCUGCAGAAUGCUGUGGUAGCCAUGCUGGUUAAGUGUGCCUUGAAUUCUAAGUAAAUCACAGACAGUGUCACCAGCAAAGCACCCCCACACCAUAACACCUCCUCCUCCAUGCUUUACGUUGGGAACUACACAUGCAGAGCUCAUCUUUUCACCCACACCGCGUCUCACAAAGACACGGCGGUUGGAACCAAAAUUCUCCAAUUUGGACUCCAGACCAAAGGACAAAUUUCCACCGGUCUAAUGUCCAUUGCUUGUAUUCCUUGGCCCAAGCAGGUCUCUUCUUCUUAUUGGUGUUCUUUAGUAGUGGUUUCUUUGCAGCAAUUCGACCAUGAAGGCCUAAUUCACACAGUCCCCUCUGAAAAGUUGAUGUUGAGAUGUGUCUGUGACUUGAACUCUGUGAAGCAUUUAUUUGGGCUGCAAUUUCUGAGGCUGGUAACUCUAAUGAACUUAUCUUCUGCAGCAGAGGCAACUCUGGGUCUUCCAUUCCUGUGGCGGUCCUCAUGAGAGCCAGUUUCAUCAUAGCGCUUGAUGUUUUUUGCGACUGCGCUUGAAGAAACUUUCAAAGUUCUUGGAAUGUUCCGUAUUGACUGACCUUCAUGUCUUAAAGUAUUGAUGGACUGCUUAUUUGAGCUGUUCUUGCCAUAAUAUGGACUUGGUCUUUUACCAAAAAGGGCUAUCUUCUGUAUACCCCCCCCCCCACCUUGUUACAACACAACUGAUUGGCUCAAGCGCAUUAAGAAGGAAAUCAAUUCCACAAAUUAACUUUUAAGAAGGCACACCUAUUAAUUGAAAUGCAUUCCAGGUGACUACCUCAUGAAGCUGGUUGAGAGAAUGCCAAGAGUGUGCAAAGCUGUCAUUAAGGCAAAGGGUGGCUAUUUGAAGAAUCUGAAAUAUAAAAUAUAUUUUGAUUUGUUUAACACUUUUUUGGUUAAUACAAUACAUGAUUCCAAAUGUGUUAUUUCGUAGUUUUGAUGUCUUCGCUAUUAUUCUACAAUGUAACAAAUAGUCAAAAUAAAGAAAAACCCUUGAAUGAGUAGGUGUGUCCAAACUUUUGACUGGUAGUGUACGUGUGUUUCUCUACUUUUCAGUGGCCCCUCUGUAAAGUCGCAGGAAACAGACAAGGAUGGGCGUCCUAUGUUGCAGCUCACCCCUCCGAGCAUUUCUGUGCACAGCUUCAGUCAGCUCUCCAAAAUAGUACAGCUGGCAGAGGAUAAGAGGCUCAAUGAGGUCCGAGCUUGCCUGGAAGGUAAACCAUGUCAACCACAGAAUGAGAUCUGAAUCCCAUUUGCAUCCUAAAUAGUCAAGGCUGCAUACUUCCCAUAAGCUACAGGCAUCAUUUGUUUGUCUUCCUUGUUAUCGUCUACUUUCAUCCAAUUAGAAACUGGCAUCAGAUUAUGUUUGCAAUUCUUCAGUCAUAUUUACUGUACCCCCCAAAGCCAUAAUGUGGUACUUGCUAAUAGCUAUGUUAGUUUGAGAAAAUAAAACAUUAAUCUACUGUAUGUCUAUAUGACCCUAGGCCUGGACUCUCUUAAAAUAGGCCUACAUCAUUUGACCUCAAUGGGACAAUCUGGCAAAAUAAAGGUACAAAAUAAAAUGUAUUUUUACUGUAAUUUGUAGCCAACAGAGACCCUGUGGCGAAGAUGCUGGGGCCUAGCUUAGCCACAGUGGAGGGGGAGGACAGCUCUGUGCUGCGUCUCCUGGGGAAGGUAAAGGAGGGGGACCAGGCCAAGGAGGCUGAGAUCAAAGUGAAUCUGAUCAUCCUACUGCAGCAGCUGGACACUCAGCUCCUCAGCAACUCCCUCAAGCAGAUCUCCCAGUGGGUGCCUUUCCUCCUGCUCACUCUGUCUGCAAUCUCUAUCUAUCAAUAACAAAUCUAUAUAUCUUAAUACACACACUGACUCCCACUCCCACUUCAGACAAGUCCAAACAUAUGGGUUUGACUGAUUAAAAAAACAUUUCUUACCAGACAGAAGAACCACAAAUGAGGCCAAGAUGAAUCGUCUGUAUUUGUUUUUGUUGUUUUUUUUUUGUACAGGGAGGUUAGGCUCAGUCCUGCCGCAGUGAAGAAUGAUGUCGAGCUGUUGAAAAACUUCUGCAGUGAAGGGGAGAAAAGGGUGUUGAAGUCUGUUCAAUACACAUCAGGUUUGAGUUAUCUUUCCCAUUUAUCUUUUUUUUUUUUUUUUUUGCUAUUAGAGGGUAAUACUGGGAUAUACAAAAUAUCUGUGUUCAACCCUGAAAAACAUGGAAGUCAUUAUACAUGUCAGAUUUACUGAGACAAUGAAUAUUUUCACUUGCCUCAGUCGGAGCGGCACAUUUGCAAUGACAUAACAAUUAACCGUUCAGUGGAAAACGCACCACCCCCUACACACCACAGUGAUAAAUGCAGUCUUUUGAAAAAUGUGUCCCCUUACGCAGAGGAAAAUUGAAACCUUCUAUGCAAAUAGUCUCCAACCUGUCAUACUGGGCACAUUAAAAUGUGUGUGUGUGUGUGUGUCACGAUGCUCUGCGGCCUAGCUGUUUUCAGAGGAUGAUUAACAGGGAGUGAAAUCACAGCGAGCUCUAAAUAACCUGGUCUGCUGUCUUCAGACCUGUAGUGCGUGCCAAAUGGCACCCUGUUCCCUGUAUAGUGCACUAAUUUUGACCUGAGCCCUAUGGGCCCUCGUCAAAAGUAGUGCACUAAAUAUGGAAUAGGGUGCCAUUUGGGAUGCAGUCCUGUACUGCUCUCUCUGAGGUGGAGUUGAUCCGUCAUCCUCGCUGGCAGCUCAGGGAACAGCGAUGAUUUCUCCUCCUGUGAUGCUGCACUCUUUGAACCCCUAUUGGAACUUUAUUUUCCCUCUAAUCCUCGAUACGUACUGUACCUUAAGGGAAGAAUCACAAUGUGGCCUAAUUCCCUAUAGAAACAUUACUACUGUAUGGUGAAAUCGUAUUGAUUUAACGUACAUUGUACACUGAACUGACAUGCUCUGGUAUGCUUUUCUUAUUUUUCUGCAGAUUAUGAGUUCACCAAUGGCUGUCGAACUCCUCCUUGGAGGCAGGUGCAUGGUGAGAUCUGCUACCUGGUGAUACAGCCAUGUGACACUGAGCCCCUGCACAUCACCUGCAGCACAGCUGGAGUCUUUCUCAACGGGGUAAGAUAGCUAGAGAUAGAUUAGUGUCACUGAAUCAACACCAGUUUCCAGUAGACUGAGAACAAAAUGAGUUGUGGAUUAUGUCAAAAAAACUGUCAAAUAGAAAUCCUGCAACAAGAAACUCUCUCUAUUUUAUAUUUUCGUUUCCAUAAACUGAAUUUCAGUCAACAUGUCACGGUUUCGGCCGAGGCUGCCUCUCCUCCUUGUUCGGGCAGGCUUCGGCGCUCGUCGUCUCCGGAAUUCUAGCUGCCACCGAUAGAUGUUUCAUGUUCGUUUGCUUUUGUCUGUUUGUGUCACACCUGUUUCUGUUUUACGUGAUUAGUGUCCUAUAAGGUUCUCGUUGUGUUUGUCAUGUGUUGUGUAUGAUUGUUUUUCGUCAGUGUUGUGUUUGCUCGGUUGAGCAUAUUCUCUCCACUGCGCUGGAGCUCGAUUGCACUUGUUUCGUGCACUACUUCAUUUUGUCGCACCUGUUUGUGCGCAUUUUGCCUAUACGCCUUGUGCGUAGUUUAGCUGUUGGGCUUUGUUGCCCUGUUGCCUGUGUUUGGGCCGGAAUACAGCAUUUGGAACCUACCGUCUGCGUCCUGCAUCUGAUUUCCUACACUACACCUACACACGCCCUGACAGAAUCAUACACCACUCAUGGAAUCAGCAGGAGCCGAAGCAGCCCAGACCAGACUGGAAGCCCAGGUUCGGGAUCAGCAGGAGCAACUCCUGCAGAUGGGGAACGCCCUGCAGGAGGUGAUUACCACACUCCGAGGCUGGGGUUCGCCUCCACCACCGCCCGCCCUGCCAGCACCAUCGGCCAGCCCGCCCGUUCCAGCACCGGAACCUCGAGGAGUCCGACUAUCUCUCCCGAGGGCUUACGACGGGACAGCGGCUGGGUGUCAGGGAUUCCUGCUCCAGGUCGAGCUAUACCUGGCCACCGUGCACCCGGCACCUUCAGGGCACGAGAGCGUGUCCGCUCUGAUCUCCUGCCUGGCCGGAAAAGCGUUGGAGUGGGCCAACGCGGAGUGGAGGAAGAUAGACGCCACGACCAUUACGUACCCUGAGUUCUCCCGCCGCUUCAGAGCGGUGUUCGACCAUCCCCCGGAGGGGAAAGCGGCGGGGGAGCGUCUGGUCUUCCUCCGACAGGGGAGGAGAAGUGCCCAGGAAUUCGCACUCGAAUUCCGUACUCUGGCGGCAGAUGCAGGGUGGAAUGAUCGGGCCCUCAUCGAUCUAUACCGAUGCAGCCUACGAGAGGACGUCCGUCGGGAACUGGCUUGCAGGGACACCAGUCUCACCUUCGACCAGCUGGUGGAUAUGUCCAUCAGGCUGGAUACCCUGCUGGCUACCCGCGGACGUCUUGCGGAGGGUCCGUCCAUUCCACCCUCCAGCGCCUCCGAGCCUUGUCCCAUGGAGCUCGGGGGCGCUGGCGCUAGAGAGAGGAGGAGUCGGCAGGCUAGGGGGUCCAUCCACUGCACCAACUGUGGCCGGGGAGGACACACCGCGGCUAGGUGCUGGGGAUGGCCUCCUAGGGGAGAUGACGACAGGCCCCGCACUGGGGAUUCCCUCCAGGUGAGUAGGCGCCCCACUCACCCAGAGCUCUCUGUUGCCCAUUUUUGUAUGCCUGUACGUUUUCCACAGGUAGCACCUCAUGCCCAGCAUAAGGCGCUGGUAGAUUCAGGCGCAGCUGGGAAUUUUAUUGAUAAAAAGUUUUGUUUAGCGUUAGGGAUUCCCCUCAUUCCUGUUGAUGUUCCUUUUCCCGUUCACGCCCUAGAUAGUCGUCCGUUGGGUACGGGCUUGAUCAGGGAGGUCACGGCGCCACUUAGGAUGUGUGCGCAGGGGGGUCAUCAGGAGAUGAUUCAGCUGUUCCUGAUUGACUCUCCUGCGUAUCCGGUGGUGCUGGGAAUGCCCUGGUUGAGUACCCAUAACCCAGUGAUUUCGUGGCAGGAGAGGGCUCUGAUGGAGUGGUCUGCUCAGUGUGUGGGUAGAUGUUUGGGCGUUUCCGUAGGGGCUACCUCGGUGGAGAGUCCAAACCAGGUGCCCGCAUUGCACAUUCCACCUGAGAAUGGGGAUUUGGCUAUUGCGUUUAGUAAGGCGAGGGCGACGCAGUUGCCACCCCAUAGGCAGGGGGAUUGUGCGAUAAACCUCCAGGCAGGAGCUGCGCUCCCACGGAGCCAUGUGUAUCCUCUGUCUCAGGAGGAGAAGAAAGCUAUGGAGAUUUACAUAGACGAAUCACUGAGACAAGGAUACAUACGGCCGUCCACUUCCCCCGCGUCCUCGAGUUUCUUUUUCGUGAAGAAAAAGGAUGGUGGUUUGCGCCCAUGCAUCGAUUACCGUGGUCUCAAUCAGAUUACGGUGAAGUAUAGUUAUCCACUCCCGCUGAUUGCGACCAUGACUGAGUCGUUGCAUGGGGCACGUUUCUUCACGAAACUAGAUCUCAGGAGCGCGUACAACUUGGUGCGCAUCAGGGAGAACGAUGAAUGGAAAACAGCCUUUAGUACCACCUCGGGCCAUUACGAGUAUCUGGUCAUGCCAUACGGGUUGAUGAACGCUCCAUCAGUUUUCCAAUCAUUUGUGGAUGAGAUCUUCAGGGACAUGCAGGGGCAGGGGGUGGUGGUGUACAUUGAUGACAUUCUCGUGUACUCACCUACCCGUGUCGAGCAUGUAGCCCUGGUGCGCAAGGUGUUGCGGAGGCUGGUGGAGCACGACCUGUAUGUGAAGGCAGAGAAGUGUCUGUUUUUCCAGGAGUCGGUCUCCUUUUUGGGUUAUCAGUUGUCUGCGUCAGGGGUGAGGAUGGAGGUAGAUCGAGUGUCGGCCGUGCGUAAUUGGCAAACACCAACCACUGUGAAGGAGGUGCAGCAGUUCUUGGGGUUUGCAAAUUACUACAGGAGGUUUAUCCGGGGGUUUGGACAGGUGGCAGCUCCCAUCACGUCUCUGUUGAAGGGGGGUCCGGUGCGUCUGCAGUGGUCGGCCGAGGCGGACAGGGCGUUUGGGAGGCUGAAGGACCUGUUUACCUCGGCCCCAGUGCUGGCGCACCCGGAUCCCUCUUUGCCGUUCCAAGUAGAGGUGGACGCGUCGGAGGCCGGGUUAGGAGCCGUGCUUUCACAACGAUCUGGCGCGCCACCUAAACUCCGCCCCUGUGCUUUUUACUCUAAGAAGCUCAGUCCGGCGGAGCGGAACUAUGACGUAGGGGACAGGGAGCUGUUAGCCGUGGUACAGGCUCUAAAGAUGUGGAGGCACUGGCUUGAGGGGGCUCAACACCCUUUCCUCAUUUUGACGGACCACCGUAACAUGGAGUACAUCCGAGCGGCGAGGAGGCUGAACCCUCGCCAGGCAAGAUGGAGUAUGUUCUUGACCAGGUUUACGUUUAAGAUCACGUACAUCCCUGGGUCACAGAAUGGCAAGGCAGAUGCGCUGUCUCGGCGGUAUGACGCGGAGGAGAGGUCCGUGGAGCCCACUCCCAUACUGCCUGCGUCGUGUCUGGUGGCGCCGGUAGUGUGGGAGAUCGAUGCUGAACUCGAGCGGGCGUUACGCACCGACCCUAGUCCAUCACAGUGCCCGGAGGGUCGGAAGUACGUUCCGCUCGAGGUUCGGGAUCGAUUGAUUUAUUGGGCUCACACGUCACCCUCCUCUGGACAUCCGGGUAUCGGCCGGACAGUGCACUGUCUUAGUGCCAAGUACUGGUGGCCCACGUUGGCUAGGGAUGUGAGGGUUUAUGUUUCCUCUUGCUCGGUGUGCGCCCAGUGUAAGGCGCCUAGACAUUUACCUAGGGGUAAGUUGCUACCCCUGCCCGUUCCACAACGGCCAUGGUCCCACCUCUCAGUGGACUUUAUAACAGAUCUUCCCCUCUCCCAAGGGAAUACCACCAUCCUGGUCGUUGUGGACCGGUUCUCUAAGGCCUGUCGUUUGCUCCCCAUGCCGGGUCUUCCUACGGCCCUGCAAACCGCCGAGGCACUGUUUACCCAUGUGUUCCGGCACUACGGGGUGCCCGAGGACAUUGUGGCUGAUCGGGGUCCCCAAUUCACCUCCAGGGUCUGGAGAGCGUUUAUGGAGCGGUUGGGGGUCUCGGUGAGUCUCACCUCGGGCUACCACCCGGAGAGCAAUGGGCAGGUGGAACGCGUAAACCAGGAUGUGGGUAGGUUUCUCAGAACAUACUGCCAGGACCGGCCGGAGGAGUGGUCAAGGUACGUUCCCUGGGCCGAGAUGGCCCAGAAUUCCCUACGCCAUUCCUCCACGAACCUAACCCCAUUUCAAUGUGUGUUAGGUUACCAGCCGGUUCUGGCACCCUGGCAGCAGAGCCAGAUCGAAGCUCCUGCGGUGGAUGAGUGGGCGCGGCGCUCGGAGGAGACUUGGAACGCUGCACACGUCCACCUGCAGCGGGCCCUCCGACGUCAGAAGGCGAGCGCUGAUCUCCACCGCAGUGAGGCACCGGUGUACGCACCUGGUGAUCGAGUCUGGCUCUCUACCAGAAACCUGCCCCUCCGCCUGCCCUGUCGGAAACUGGGUCGGCGGUUUGUAGGGCCAUUUAAAGUCCUGAGGAGGUUGAACGAGGUUUGUUAUAGAUUACAGCUACCUGUGGAGUAUAAGUGUAUUAACCCCUCGUUCCAUGUGUCCCUUCUCAGGCCGGUGGUAGCGGGCCCACUCCAAGACGAUGUGAUCUUGGAGACUCCUCCGCCCCCGUUGGACAUCGAGGGGGCACCGGCGUACUCCGUGAGAUCCAUCUUGGAUUCGAGACGUCGGAUGGGGGGUCUCCAGUAUCUAGUGGAGUGGGAGGGGUACGGUCCGGAGGAGCGGUGCUGGGUGCCGAGGAGAGACGUGUUGGACCCAUCGCUUCUGACGGAGUUCCAUCGGAGGCAUCCGACGCGCCCUGCGCCGCGUCCCCCUGGCCGUCCCCGAGGCCGGAGUCGGCGCGCGUCUGGAGCCGCGCGUCAAGGGGGGGGUACUGUCACGGUUUCGGCCGAGGCUGCCUCUCCUCCUUGUUCGGGCAGGCUUCGGCGCUCGUCGUCUCCGGAAUUCUAGCUGCCACCGAUAGAUGUUUCAUGUUCGUUUGCUUUUGUCUGUUUGUGUCACACCUGUUUCUGUUUUACGUGAUUAGUGUCCUAUAAGGUUCUCGUUGUGUUUGUCAUGUGUUGUGUAUGAUUGUUUUUCGUCAGUGUUGUGUUUGCUCGGUUGAGCAUAUUCUCUCCACUGCGCUGGAGCUCGAUUGCACUUGUUUCGUGCACUACUUCAUUUUGUCGCACCUGUUUGUGCGCAUUUUGCCUAUACGCCUUGUGCGUAGUUUAGCUGUUGGGCUUUGUUGCCCUGUUGCCUGUGUUUGGGCCGGAAUACAGCAUUUGGAACCUACCGUCUGCGUCCUGCAUCUGAUUUCCUACACUACACCUACACACGCCCUGACACAACAGUAGUCCAUACUCCGCAUUAGAUAUUAUUUUUAGUCUACAGGAUGUGUUUUGUCAUAAAUGCUUUAGGCAUCGAUGAAUUAAUAAUCAAGAUAUUUUAGCACAGUAUGUUUGCCAAUUGUUAUGAACAAGCACGGCAAGUUAAAAUUAAUCUUAAUAUACUUUUUUAAGAUCUAGAAUGUCUCUGUUAAUGAUAGUCCGUCAAGUUUCCAAAACAUUAGGUAAGUGUCACUGAAAAGUUUAGCGAUUUAUGUAUUGAAGUAAUGUUAACUGUAUGGUUGAAUUCCAAGUUUGCCCUGUGUUGUUAAACAUUUACAACCACCCCAUUGACCUUAACGUGUGUGCAAUUAAUCAUUAGAAAACAUUUUACAUGCCUCAGCGUCUUUCACUCUCCUUCACUGCCUGACUGCCCAAGUUAGGACAUUUCCUGUCUCCCUGUUUCCUCACCUGGAAAUGGUUCAGUUCAGGACACUGAAACCCGUGUUCCAACAUGUAUGACAUUGAUGGUAUAUUUACAAAAAUGAAAUCUAAAAGAUUACAGAGUUUAACAUAAUGUGUGUAGUGGUUAGUAGUGCAGACUGGUUUUGAAUUCUAGCCUGUGAAGCUGCAUUUUGAUACCUUGGCCCUCUCUAACCUCAGUUGUUCUGACAAAUAUCCAACUGAGCCAAUAGUUAGUCUAUAGGGGUCUCUGCCAGUAACAGUGAAUAGUUUCAUGGUAAUACUGUAGUAUUGAUUUGAUACAUCAAAAUGCAUCUUUGUCUUCACAGGGCAUAAGGCAGGAGGGUGAGGAAAAUGCCUAUGACAGAACAAGUGAUGUCUACAAAGACCUGGUAACACUUCUGAAAAGCAAGUCUCCCCAUUUUGCAGAGAACAUAAAUAAACAGGUAGGUUAUCAUGUGAAGCAGGUUGCUGUUUUCUCUGAGUAAUAUUUGCUCUGUCGAUAACCCUAUGAAGCCGUAUGCAUUCGACUGAUCAUAGAUUACAUAAUGUAAUGCAUAGUAGAGGUGGCAGGUAGCUUAGUGGUUAAGAGCGUUGUGCCAGUAACCGAAAGGUCGCUGGUUCUAAUCCCAGAGCCGACUAGGUGAACAAUCUGUCGAUGUGCCCUUGAGCAAGGCACUUAACCCUAAUUGCUCCUGUAAGUCGCUCUGGAUAAGAGCGUCUGCUAAAUGACUAAAAUGUAAAUGUAAAAUGUAGAGUGCGUUUAGGAUUGUGAAUCAGUGUCUGCACUCGUCCUCCCUGGUGUGCUUGUCUGGUCGUCACAGUGCACAGUGAGAACUCUCUGAAGCUGUUGCAGCACUACCUUACUUUCCAAAUCACCCCAGUUGAAAAGAAUGCAAAAAACUGUCCAGUUACUCACACAGACAGAGUCAUGUGUUGCCCUGAAAUGCCAGUGAUUCAUUCAGUAGUGCUGUUUCCUGCUUAAGUGAUUUGAUGAAUUAACAAAUCACCCCAAUAAUGACUUCAAGCUGUGGUGGGAAAAAUGUGUUUAUCAUCUGAAUAUUUGGCUAUAUAUUUUGUCACGAGUGACUCAAUAAUGGAUUGUUGGAAAAUGUUGUAUCAUUUACAGGCAUGCUUGCUAUACAGUUAAAGGAGCCAAAUAUUUACGGAUAAACUUUGUACAUGGUAUUUAGUCUCUAGGAAAUGACACUAAAUGUUUCAUAUAAUUUAUAUAACAAGUAUAUUGAGUAAUUUUUGUUUUUGCUAAUAUUUAUUAGUUUCCUCAUGUCUAUUUGGACUGUCUUAUGAGUAGUUACAACAAAGUAGUGUAGCUAAACGAAUAAUAGUAUUUUUCCACUUUAAAUCGUUCAUUUCUGUUAGCAAAGACUAUGAUCAGUGUUGCUCUUGCUGAUAUUCACUAUACUUCUGUCCUUGAGCUAUUGAAACGGAAAUGUAAUUAAGACUGAUUUCCUUUUACCCCUUUCUGCAAAUCUUGCUCUUUAAAGUAAAUUAUGAGCCCACUGGGCAAAAACUGGUUGAAUCAACGUUGUUUCCACGUCACUUCAACAAAACAUUUCAAUGUGAGGACAUUGAAUCAAUGUGGAAAACUGAUUGGAUUUGAAAAAAGUCAUCAACGUAAGAGAAUUGUCUUUUUUUCACCCAAUUUUUAACCUAAAUCCAGUGACAUGGUGAAAUGUUUUGUUGAUUUCACAUUGAAUUCACUUAACUUGACAAUUCAACCAGUGGGAUGUUAUCACAAUAAUAUAUUGUAGUUUGCAAAUGUAAAGCCGGGCAGACAAGAAUAUAUUUUGUCUUUUCCCCACAAUUUCAGGAACUGGUAAGUCAGUGCUUGCUUUUUGGACAAUAGCUUAAGACAAAGGACAAUCUGCCAUAACAGCCCCCCCCCCCGUCACUUUAAUAACUCUACCUACAUGUACACAUUACCUCAAUUACCUCGACUAACCGGUGCCCCCGCACAUUGACUCGGUACCGGUACCCCCUGUAUAUAGCCUCGCUAUUGUUAUUUUUACUGCUGCUCUUUAAUUAUUUGUUACUUUUAUUUCGUAUUAUUUUAUAUUGUAUUUUUUUGUGUGAUUUUUCUUUCGGUAUUCUUUCUUAAAACGGCAUUGUUGGUUAUGGGCUUGUAAGUAAGCAUUUCACUGUAAGGUCUACACCUGUUGUAUUCGGCGCAUGUGACAUACAAUUUGAUUUGAUUUGAUCAUCCAUGGACGUUAUGGAGACAUUUACAUUAUGUUACUGCAGUGGCCUAUAACAACCAUUGUUCUCCCCAUUUUUAAAUAACGAUAUUAUCAAUGAAAAAGAGCCGCCUCAUCAUUACUUUCAAUUGAAUUGUGCUUGGCCAGUCAGUGUGACUUACUGGCACAGAGAGACAGGUUAGGGUAAGUGAGCAGUAUAAAUCCCAAUGAGCAGUGCCAGGCAGCUGUGCUGUGCUGUGUAAAAGGGCCAUCCAGGCUUUAAUGUUUUAUGAGUCCUGUGUCUGUGAGGAGUGAUGCCAUGAGGCUGAACCUGUCGGUCUGAGGAUGUUGGACAGUAGGCCGUAAAACACUACUGUAAAUGAGGUAGCUGAGAUACAAAUCAAGUCAGGUUUUCUCUGCCUACUUCUUUUGCCCUUUGAAGUUGCUACAGUUAUGUCCAAAACAUAGCAUUGUGAUGGUGAGGUGAUAUAAGGGAGUGUUCUGCACUCAAAUCAGGCCAUGUCUUUCUGGCCUUUUUACACCCCACCAAACUAUUUCCUCUCUGCAAUACUUAAGCACACCUCUUAUACAGUGGGGAAAAAAAGUAUUUAGUCAGCCACCAAUUGCGCAAGUUCUCCCACUUAAAAAGAUGAGAGAGGCCUGUAAUUUUCAUCAUAGGUACACGUCAACUAUGACAGACAAAAUGAGGAAAAAAAAUCCAGAAAAUCACAUUGUAGGAUUUUUAAUGAAUUUAUUUGCAAAUUAUGGUGGAAAAUAAGUAUUUGGUCAAUAACAAAAGUUUCUCAAUACUUUGUUAUAUACCCUUUGUUGGCAGUGACACAGGUCAAACGUUUUCUGUAAGUCUUCACAAGGUUUUCACACACUGUUGCUGGUAUUUUGGCCCAUUCCUCCAUGCAGAUCUCCUCUAGAGCAGUGAUGUUUUGGGGCUGUCGCUGGGCAAAACGGACUUUCAACUCCCUCCAAAGAUUUUCUAUGGGGUUGAGAUCUGGAGACUGGCUAUGCCACUCCAGGACCUUGAAAUGCUUCUUACGAAGCCACUCCUUCGUUGCCCGGGCGGUGUGUUUGGGAUCAUUGUCAUGCUGAAAGACCCAGCCACGUUUCAUCUUCAAUGCCCUUGCUGAUGGAAGGAGGUUUUCACUCAAAAUCUGACGAUACAUGGCCCCAUUCAUUCUUUCCUUUACACGGAUCAGUCGUCCUGGUCCCUUUGCAGAAAAACAGCCCCAAAGCAUGAUGUUUCCACCCCCAUGCUUCACAGUAGGUAUGGUGUUCUUUGGAUGCAACUCAGCAUUCUUUGUCCUCCAAACACGACGAGUUGAGUUUUUACCAUUUAUUUGCAAAUUAUGGUGGAAAAUAAGUAUUUGGUCACCUACAAACAAGCAAGAUUUCUGGCUCUCACAGACCUGUAACUUCUUCUUUAAGAGGCUCCUCUGUCCUCCACUCGUUACCUGUAUUAAUAGCACCUGUUUGAACUUGUUAUCAGUAUAAAAGACACCUGUCCACAACCUCAAACAGUCACACUCCAAACUCCACUAUGGCCAAGACCAAAGAGCUGUCAAAGGACACCAGAAACUAAAUUGUAGACCUGCACUAGGCUGGGAAGACUGAAUCUGCAAUAGGUAAGCAGCUUGGGACCAAAGUAACAAAGCCUAUCAUCAAUAACACACUACGCCGCCAGGGACUCAAAUCCUGCAGUGCCAGACGUGUCCCCCUGCUUAAGCCAGUACAUUUCCAGGCCCGUCUGAAGUUUGCUAGAGUGCAUUUGGAUGAUCCAGAAGAGGAUUGGGAGAAUGUCAUAUGGUCAGAUGAAACCAAAAUAUAACUUUUUGGUAAAAGCUCAACUCGUCGUGUUUGGAGGACAAAGAAUACUGUCAAUAUAAUUGAUAUGGUGCAGCACGCACUGCAGUGCAGUACUGUAACCUGUUCAGACAUACAGUAAUAAAGUAAUUGCACUCAAUCUUGAGGACAAAAUAAUUAUAUCUGAAACCGCUCCGGCCGGGACCUGCUCUCUGAUUGUAUCGCCAAGAGCCCAAAGUGGUUGUGAUCCAAGUCAACAUGAAGCCUGGCAGGUUGAUAGCCAAAUAUAACAACACCUUUCUCUGAACAUGAUCUACUCGUUUCCAGCGUCGAGGAAGCAGAUUAUUUUUCACAGUUUUAUUAGAUCAGACAUUAUCAAUCAAAUAAGCAAGAGGCAGCCAGAGGAGAAGAGUGCAGCACCAGGGAAACAUACUGCAUAGUGCUACUCCAUUCCUUGGUUGAGUGUUGGACUGACUCGUUCUGAAAAUUACAAUGUGAUUAGAAAUUGGACAGAAAUUAAAUUUUAAAAAGCACCCUCAGAAUUGUUAUUCAAAAAUCCUGAAAUCAAUCUAUCCCUGCUAUCAAGUUCACUCUCCACAAGGAGUCUCGUAGAGCUCCUCCACUGACAGCUGCACAUUUGUUGCACCUCUUCUGAUUUUCCAUCACUGUGUGGAGCAAGUCAUUAUAGAUAGAAGUCCAUAACAUGUGUAAAUAUUUGGAGUUUCAGGUUUCUCAGUGAGGGCUUGGAACAAAGCACGAGUGGAGAAAGAAUAAUUGUUCUAAUGAUUUGGAAGUCAGCUGUAGUAUAAAAAAUACAAAAAUGUUGCCGAGUCCGACUGAGAAGUGUGAGGAGAGUUGUAGGCAGGCAGGCGUCUGACCUGCUUAAAGUGUCUGUGCACUUGUUUGUUGGCCCUCUGACUGCUCUGACAGAGCCGUCCCUGUGCUGUGUGCACUGCUGUAGUGUGCCAUAGACUUUGGAAUGUUUCCUUCUGUCUUAGCAUAUGGAGUUUGUCCAUUUCAGGUAUCAUAAAAAGAGGUAAGGUUGGACACCUGAAAUGCAGCCACGGUGGACUGAAUUGGCCUGCAGUAGCUGCAGGUCACUCUGGGUUCUAUGACAAACAAGUCUUUGAAAAGUGACCGAGCGUGCUUGGCCCGAACAUACGAACACAGCCAUAGUAUUCCAUGUUAAUUAUUUUUCCUUUUACUUCUGAAAAUCACAAAUAAAAAAUGAGCUCAUUGAGAGCAAUGGCAGUCUGAGGCGUAACUAUUUUCUGCCUAGCAGGUGUCUGUGAUUAUAAAACUUUCCCUGUCUGCAAUCCAUUCAUGUGUGUCUUGUUGGCAUUCUUAUGUUAGGUUGUAAAGUUGGGUAAAAGGACCUUCAAAAACUUAAAAAAUCAUCUUUGAAUAACAGUGACACAAAGGCUCUACUUUCUCCAUGCCAAACUGCAAGGUUUUAGCUUGAGGAAUGUAAAGAAACAAUAAACUUUUGAUAUUGUUCAGCCAAUUAAUAAAAGGGGACCUCUUCUGUGUUGUAAAGCACUGGGAAUGUGUUAUUUUAUUCCCUUCGCUCAAUAAUAAAGGCUGAAUUGUUAUUCUGCUGCGGGAAUGUUGAGAAAGUUCUGUUUUAAUAUGAACAGUCGCUGAUACAGACUUAAAACCCUGAUUAGUUUUUAUAUGGUUCUUCUUGGGCUGAGAAGAACUAAACGACACCCUUUCAGACACCAGUGUGUGAUGUCUCUCAAAUAACUGAAUAAAGAGGCAUUAUAUCAGAUGUAGAAUGGAAAAUAUACUUUAUAACUUGAAAGAAUCAAAAGGACCGAAGACUUUGUUAAAAGAACAAUCAUUCAGAGGAAGAACUUUUUUAACGACCCAAGUCCAUAGAAUUUUAUGACCAACAUUUAUUGUAUAUUUCACUGCUAGCAUUUUGGUGCAAAUUGAGAGAGGUCCUUUUUCCUCAUGUCUUUUUUCCCCUCAACAGGAUUUUGCCGUUCAAAAAGAACCUCCAACACAAAAGAUCCAACAUGUGGAAUUGGUUGAUGCAGAGGAACAAGGCCAACCCCAGAGGUCUUACGAGCAUCAGGAAAAGAAUGUGCAUGAGAAGGCGAGACAACAGCUUGUGCAAAACAAGCCAGGCGGGAAAAAGAAAUUAGAACCAUCUUUAAAAUGGAAGAACCUCGGUCUCGCAUCUCCCUACGAGUAUGUGAUAAUUCCACUCUUAUAUACAAUGUCCUUGAAAUAUUGCAAAGCACGUAAUAUGCGUGGCGGGAACUUUCUGCUCCAAUAGAUGAGCUUUUAAGUAAGAAGGGGGUGAUGCUGGAGUCGCGCACUCCGCUGGCUGCAUGUGUCUUAGUGUGUCUUCUCCACAUGCCAGCAGUCACACAUUAUAAAGAGAUGGUUUUAUAUGGCUUAUAAAUUUUAGGGCAAGCACAAAGAUUCCUGAUUAUAUGGACGAUCCCAGUUAAUGGAUGUGUUCACUGUGUGGAACCCCUCUGCUCAAUUACAGACAGAAAACGUGGGCGCGGGAGGAUAAAUUCACAGAAAUGAUCUAUCACAUAUGUUCUUUGAUUGAUAAAUAAAUCUAGCAGGGGUUUGAGUAUUUGCAGCUGCACCUUGUGAUAAGUGUCCCCAUUUCUAAGAGGCAACUGGCUCCAGAUAAAAGUGUCUAAAACGGCUAAAAAAGCCUAAAAUCCCUGCAUCCCUCUUCUCUCCCUCAAUGCCUUAGAUGAUGAUAUGUUAUGAUAAAUAACUAUUUAAAAAUAGAAAAAUGGGUAAUGAUGUCUGCCUCUUAUUUUAUUUCAUUUUUUUAGGGAAGCAGAUGACAAGAAAUCCAAAAAGAAUGCAGCGAGUGAAAAGUUUGCUGAGACGCAGGAGAAGAUGCAGAAGAAAGCCGAUUUCUCUGUGUCCUUACCUGGUCGGCAGUCGUCUAAUAAAACGUAA